UGUCUAAACAGGUGAAAUUUCAGAAUGAAGAGUGCUGCAAUUUUUCUAGCAUUGCUGCUCUGUCUGCAAUGGACGUGGGCUCAGGGUGAGAGUGGAGAGGUGACAGGGAAAGACACUGAGACAGAGGGAGAGAAAGAUGUUCAGUUUGAGAUACAGGGUGUCAGAGCAGCCCACGAUCAGAGCAGCAGACAGACCAACAUCACCCCUGACAUCUGGACUGAGCUGAAGGAGCUGAGAGACAUGGCCAUCGAACAGAAGGUGGAGCUGAGGAACAGCAAGACCAAGAUCGAGAAGCUGGAGCAAGAGAACGCAGCCACACAGGCCAGACUGGCAGCCACUGAAAGCAAGAAUGCAGUUUUAGAUGCCAGAAUGAGCUUCUAUGAAAAUGUGGCCAAGGAACUCCAGAGAGAGAAUACUGAUCUUCUGGACAGAGUUACAGUGGGUGAAAAUAAGAACAAAGACCUUCUGGCCAGAGUAAUCGCAUGUGAAAAUAAGGACAAGGUGUUGGAAACCAGAAUGAACACUAAUGAAAAUGAAGUGGAGGAGCUCAAGAGAGAGAAUAGAGAUCGCCCAAAGGUGGCAUUUUCAGUUGGUCUUACUGAUGCAGGACUACUUGGACCCUUUAACACGGACAUCCCACUGAAGUUCAGUAAAGUCUUCAUCAAUAUCGGCCAGGCCUACAGCCCAACUACAGGUAUCUUCAUGGCCCCUGUCAGAGGAGUCUACUACAUAAGAUUCACCAUCUGGGACAGCCACUCUUCAGCUAUAAUGGGUGCAAAACUCUAUCACAAUGAUAAGAGCGUGAUGUGGAAUUAUGACUACAAUGAUGACUACGGCCUUGUCUCUGUGUCUAAUGCAUUAGUUCUUCAACUGGAAAGGGGAGAUGUGGUCUAUAUGGUCCUCGGCUCAGGCUACCGUAUUUAUGAUGACUCCUAUAAUCGUACUAUUUUUAGUGGAUUUCUACUUUUUGCUGUGUGACGUCACCUGUAAAACAGCCACAGUCAACGGCAUAAAGUUUCAACACUAUUAAAAAUAUGUGCACCAAUUAAAUCAAAAUAACUCUG
Plectropomus leopardus (leopard coralgrouper) is the source of this 1064-nucleotide messenger RNA. RefSeq lists its product as uncharacterized. Gene Ontology annotation, molecular function: protein binding. NCBI's taxonomy places the organism in Eukaryota, Metazoa, Chordata, Actinopteri, Perciformes, Serranidae. The record is from RefSeq and is a predicted model, not a curated record.